Molecule: messenger RNA, 1950 nt
Organism: Exophiala spinifera
Lineage: Eukaryota; Fungi; Ascomycota; Eurotiomycetes; Chaetothyriales; Herpotrichiellaceae
Exons: 1
Coding region: 1-1950 (649 amino acids)
Biological process (GO): oligosaccharide catabolic process
Molecular function (GO): alpha-amylase activity
Source: RefSeq, a predicted model, not a curated record
AUGACGAAAGAUACAAACGUCACAAUGCUCAAGCAGCCCACCAGGCGGGCAUGGUGGAAGGAGAGCGCCGUCUACCAGGUCUACCCUGCGUCGUUCAAGUCCGACCGCGCCAUCGUAUCCCACGACCGCAACGGCCACCCCGAAAUCAAAGGCGACAUCCGCGGCGUUAUCUCCAAGGUGCCCUACCUCUCCCGCUUGGGCGUCGACAUCGUCUGGCUUUCACCCAUCCUCAAGUCGCCGCAAGUCGACAUGGGCUACGACAUUUCUGACUACCUGGACAUCGACCCCCUGUACGGCACCAUGGCGGACCACGACGACCUCAUCCACGCCCUGCACUCCCACGGGAUGAAGUACGUUAUGGACCUCGUGGUGAACCACACGUCGAAUGAACACGAAUGGUUCCGGGAUUCACGGUCAUCCAAGACGUCGUCCAAAAGGGACUGGUAUUUCUGGCGCCCCCCGCGCUACUCGGAGUCGGGCGAACGCAUGCCUCCCAAUAACUGGGAGUCAGCGUUCUCCGGGUCUGCCUGGGAGUGGGACGAGACAACGCAAGAGUACUAUCUCCAUCUAUUCGCGGCGGAACAGCCGGAUCUGAACUGGGACAAUCCCAAGGUGCGCGACGCCGUGCACAAGACGGUCCGUUUCUGGCUUGACCGCGGCGUCGACGGGUUCCGCAUGGACGUGAUCAACUUCAUCAGCAAAGCCACCGGCUUGCCGGACGCGAAAGUCGUUAAGCCUGGUUUUACGCAGCCAGCCAUCAAACAUUACGCCUGCGGUCCGCAUUUGCACGAAUACCUUCAGGGUCUCGGGUCGAUAUUGCAUGAGUACAGCGCGUUCAGCGUGGGCGAGAUGCCGGGCGUGUCCGAUACCAAGGAGAUCAUCAAGGCGGUGCGCCACGACCGCGGGGAGCUCGCCAUGGUGUUUCAGUUCGAUAUCGUAGAGAUGGACAUUGCGCGUGAUAAGGGAUCGAAAUGGUUCCCGGCCCCGUUUGACCCGCGCGAGCUGAAGAGAGUGACGAGCAAGUGGAACAGGUUCAUGAUCGAGCACCAGGGUUGGAGCGCGCUGUUUAUGGAGAACCACGACCAGGGAAGGGCCGUGUCGCGGUACGCGGACGACAGCGAGGAGCACAGGGCGCACAGUGCCAAGAUGCUCGGGGCGAUGAUGGCCCUCCAAUGCGGCACGGUGUUUGUGUACCAGGGCCAGGAACUCGGGCAGGUCAACUUCCCCAAAGAGUGGGGGUGCGAAGAGUACAAGGACAUCGAGGUGGUGAAUCACUGGAAGACGGUGUUGCGUGACCACCCCAACGAUCACAAACUGCACGAAAUGUUCAAGGAACAGUAUCGCCGGAUUGGGCGCGACAACGCCCGCACGCCGAUGCAGUGGAACGGCAACGAAGAGACGUACGCUGGCUUCUUGCCCGAUGACCCAGAGCGGCGGCCCAAGGACGUGAAACCCUGGAUGAGGGUCCAUGACGAUUUCAAACAGUGGAACGCAGAGAACCAGCUGGACGACGACAACAGUCCGCUUCAUUACUGGAGGCGCGUGCUCGAGCUGCGGAAGCAGUACAAGCACUGUUUGGUCUAUGGGGAUUUCGAAAUGGUGGACAUGGAGCACAAGCAUGUCGUGGCGUACAUCAGAACCGACAGAGAUACUCAGACUGAAGAGUGUAUGGAUGACGAGACUCGACCGGACAAGAGCAAGUGUUUAGUCUUGAGCAACUUCUCGGGCCACGACGUUUGGUGGACGAUGCCCGUUCGGUUCACAGAAAUGCUCGUCGAUGAGGAGACGGAAGGGGGAAAACUGAAAUCAGAUGCUGUUCUCGAUCAUUUGCGGAAUUAUAACAGCAAGAACGACAAGGAGAACGAAGUCAGGAAGCAGGACGACACUAAUCCACAUGGGCACUGGGCCAUACUUUUGCGACCUUGGGAAGUCAUUGUCGCCAUGAUUUGA